This is a messenger RNA of Monoraphidium neglectum, 2463 nucleotides long. Its product is annotated as DNA polymerase I. Gene Ontology annotation, biological process: DNA-templated DNA replication; double-strand break repair. NCBI's taxonomy places the organism in Eukaryota, Viridiplantae, Chlorophyta, Chlorophyceae, Sphaeropleales, Selenastraceae. The record is from RefSeq and is a predicted model, not a curated record. The transcript has 19 exons. Gene Ontology annotation, molecular function: DNA binding; DNA-directed DNA polymerase activity. Bases 1 to 2463 code for a protein of 820 amino acids.
AUGGUGCCGCCGCAGCCGCCGCAGCCGCAGCAGGCGCAGCAGGCGCAGCAGCCGCAGCAGCCGCAGCAGCCGCAGCAGCCGCAGCAGCCGCAGCAGCCGCAGCAGCCGCAGCAGCCGCAGCAGCCGCAGCAGCCGCAGCAGCCGCAGCAGCCGCAGCAGCCGCAGCAGCCGCAGCAGCCGCAGCAGCCGCAGCAGCCGCAGCAGCCGCAGCAGCAGCCGCAGCAGCCGCAGCAGCCGCAGCAGCCGCAGCAGCCGCAGCAGCCGCAGCAGCCGCAGCAGCCGCAGCAGCCGCAGCAGCAGCCUCAGCAGCCUCAGCAGCCGCAGCAGGCGGCUCGGCAGGCCAGGCCGCCCAGGCGGCUGCCACCACCACCAACCGCCAACGGCGGCGCCGGUCGCGGGCCCCGCGCCGUCGGCGCCGCCUCGCUGCUUCCUUUGCCGCCGCCGCCCGAUGCGCCGGCGCGGCCGCGGCUGGCAGUGGUGGUGGCGGGCGGUUCCCUCAGUUUUUCUGCCGUGUUCGACGCCCUGCGGCCGGUGCUGGGGGCGGGCGGCCCCAUGAAAUGCCUCUUCGAGUCGAAGCGGGCAAUUGUGGAGCUCUCCAGGCUGGGGUGUCCCCUGGAAGGCGUGGCGUUUGACACUGUGGUGGCGGGGUUUGUGCUGGACCCCGACGCCUGGACCGGCCGCGACGGCGCGCGCGCGGACAAGCAGGACGCCACCAAACGGGUGAUCAAGCAGCUGCCGUCUCUGGCGGCUCAAGUCCUCGGAGCCCGCCUGGACGAUAUGGCAGACAUCUUGUGCGACACCGCCGAUGCCGCUGCUGCUGCUGCCUCGGUGGCGGCCGGCGGCGCAGGGGCCGCGGGCGGGGGGCCGCCGCGGCUGGCGCCGGCGGAAAGGCUGCUGGCUGCGGGCGCGUGGGCUGUGCACCUGCUGCGGGGGCCGCUAGUGCGGCAGCUGGCGGAAGGGCCGCGCCUCAUGCACCUGUACUGUGGAGUGGAGCUGCCCGUGCAGCCGAUCUUUGCUGAGAUGGAGCUGAACGGCGUGGGGGUUGACCGCGUCCUGUUUGACGAGCAGGCAGCGAGGAUGGAGGCCGAGGUGGCAGCGCUGUCGCAGGACGUGUGGCGGCUGGCAGGGCGUGUCUUCAACGUCGACUCAGCAGACGAGCUGCGUGCAGUGCUGUUUGAGGACCUCGGCCUGCAGUCCACCAAGGCCACACCCACUGGCCGGCUCAGCGAGGUGCUUCAGCAGCUGCGGGGGUUCCACCCUGUGAUAGAGCCCCUGAUGGAGCUCAAUGAGCUGAAAGACCUCCUGAAGCGGUACUACAAGUUCGACACGUUCCGGCGCUUCGUCACCCCGGGCAACCGCAUCCACGCGAUUGUCAACCAGACGGGCGCGGCCACGGGCCGCCUGUCAGGCGUCAAUCCCAACAUGCAGGCGCGCUUUCUGCGAGCUGCUCGGCUGCUCGGCCGCCGCGACGCCGUUUCCAUCGGCAUCUUGGACCAACGAAUGCCGGAUGACCCCUGUGCUGCUGGCCUCCCUGCCCGGCGGGAGCGUGGCAGGCAGCUGCGCCAGGCCUUUGUCGCCAGCCCGGGCUAUGUGCUCGUCUCGGCUGACUUCUCUCAAAUUGAGCUGCGCAUCCUGGCGGCCCUCAGCGGCGAGCCCGUGCUGGUUGACGCUUUCUCCAGCGAUGAGGACGUCCACGCCACCACGGCUUCGCUGCUGUUCGACAAGUCCAAGGCGGAGGUGACCCCCACUGAGCGUCAGGUCGGCAAGGAGGUCAACUUUGGAAUCGUCUACGGUCAGGGUGCCACUGCCCUGGCUGAGAAGCUCAACAUCCCCAAGACAAGGGCCGCGGAGUUCCUGCAGCGCUUCAGGCACACAUACCCAUCCGUGUUUGGCUACCUGUCGCGCUGCCAGCAGGAGGCGCUGGUGCACGGCCGCGUGGAGUCGGUGGGCGGCCGCCGCCGUUUCUUCGAGUUCGAGGCGCCGCAGCUCACCGCCUUCGCAGGGCGGCCCUCGGGCGUCGCGGGCAUGCCUGGCUAUGAGGACCUCAAGCGGCUGGCACAGGCCUCUCCGAACCGGGCCAUGCAGGAGGACGACGCACGGCGCCUGAGGCAGGCCGCAAACACGCCAUUGCAGGGCACCUCUGCCGACCUGCUCAAGCUGUCGCUGCUGGCGGUGCGCGACAAGGUGGCGGGGCUGGGCGGCCGCGUGCUGCUGACGUUGCCGCUGGUGUUGCUGCUGCUGCUGCUGCUGCUGCUGCUGCUGCUGCUGCUGCCGCCGCUGCUCCUGCUGCUCUCACAGUACGGCCAUGUUCAUGACGAGGUUGUGGUGGAAGUGCCCGAGGGUCGCGAGGGCAGCGCCAUGGCGGCCCUCAAGGGGGCCAUGGAGGGCGUCAUGGAUCUGGGGGUGCCCAUCAAGGUGGAUACGGCGGCCGGGCGCAACCUGCUGGAGACCAAGGAGGGCUGA